UUCAAAUUACACACAUGAAAAACGCAGCAGGCCAGGCAGCAUCUCUAGGAAGAGGUACAGUCGACGUUUCAGGCCGAGACCCUUCGUCAGGACUAACUGAAGGAAGAGCUAGCUUACAUGAAUCGUUUCCUGUUCUCUGUGAAGGAAAAGCAUUUACUUUCAAAGUGGUUUUCGAGAACUGCCAUGCGUGGUUUGUGCCAUGAGCUGAGGAUUCCAGUUCCCUGGGGCCACAUUGCGGCCAAAGCCUGGGGGCGCCCCGAUGGGCAGCCCGUGCUAUGCCUGCACGGCUGGGCAGAUAACGCAAACACUUUCGAUCGGCUCAUUCCGCUGCUCCCAGACGAUUUUUAUUACAUGGUGCCGGACUUUCCAGGGCAUGGGGUCUCGUCACACCUUCCUCCUGGUGUAAUGUACCAGGUACCGGUAUACGUAUUAGCUGUGCGGAGAGUAACAGAGAACUUAAACUGGAAGAAAUUCACCAUCUUGAGCCACAGCUUGGGGGCCAAUGUCGGAGGACUGUUCUCCGCAGUUUUCCCGGAGAUGGUGGAUAAACUGAUCUUGCUGGAUUCAUAUGGUUUUACCCCGCUUACUGAAUACACACAAGAAGAACAACUUAAGAAUGCAUUCAAUGAUCUUAUAAAGCUGGAGAAGGAGCAGGGACCGCCCAGAGUGUAUACUCCAGACGCAGCUCUAAAGAGGCUUUUGCAAAGAAAUCGAUGGCUAUCAGAGGAAAGUGCCAAACUCCUGUUUCAGCGUGGCUCCAAGCAGGUACCUGGAGGUAUUGUGUUCACUAGAGAUUUGAAAAUCAAUCUGCGCUCUCCUAUAAGGAUGUCCACUGACCAGUGUCUACAGUCUCAGAAGAAUAUAAGGGCAGUUGUACUCCUUAUUUUGGCAGAGAAUGGAUUGUCUGAGGACGAAAAAAUGAAGCCCGAUUGCCCACCGUACAGUCUCUUAAUGGAGGGAUACCGGAAUGUCUUAAAGAAGUUCCAACUGGAGAAAGUCAAGGGAGGUCACCAUGUCCAUUUGAAUGAGCCGGAGCGAGUCGCAGGAAUAAUCAGCGACUUCCUGAAGAUGAAUAUCACUCCCAAACUAUGAGGAUAGACUGUUGUGAGGUUGUAUCGAGUUUGAAAGAGGAGAUCACCCACAGAGGACACUACAAGAUCAGUUACUUGUCCACCAGAAAUACAGCUCGUCAAUAACUAGCUGUGUGCACUAAGAAAUAUUAAUGGCAAUGAUGCGAAAUUAAUCAGUAGUUUAAGAAGAUUUGAAUUAUUCUGGGGUACUUGGGCAAUGAAGACAUCACCCAGCAAUAGUGGGGAUGGUGGUGAAUGGUCUGGGGUUUUGACUCUUGUUCAAGGUUAGAAAAAUUCUAUCCUCAAUUUUUCACAUUAAUUUCACUCAGUGUUUUAAAAGGUAUUGACGAUUCUAUGACAGUGAGUUUCUGAGGCCACCAUUACUAAAACAUUGCAGUACAUUUUAGUUAUUACCUAUUACAGCACCCUGACUACACCAGUUUGUUUAAAACCUUCUGAAUUCAAUAAAAUGGUUUGCAGAUCAAUGUACAUUUUUUCACAUGGGAGCAGGUUCAACUGAGCUUGAUCAAUGUUUUGGCUCAUUCCUUAGACCCUGACUGCGAACCGUUUUCUGUUUUAAUGAGCAAAGACCCUGCAACAUGUCCACAGUCCCACUCCCCACCCCACCAAAAUUAUCCAAUCCCCAGGAGAGGCAAGACACCGGUUUGAAAACCCUGAGCAGUUUGAAGAAAAUAAAUUGGAGAAAUCUUUCUUCGACUCACCUAGCUAACUGAGGCUCAUGAUCCAAGACUUUGUCUUUGAUCUCCACCGACUGGGAAGGUCCCAGUUAGUUGGGGGGAGGGGAGAUGAAGGUGAUCAGACCCAAUAGAACUGCCCUGUGGGUAGCCAUCAUUAAAAUAAUUUAGUACAUUUUAUUUUUUUUAAACCAGUGGGAGAUAGUUCCAGACACUGUGGCCCAGUGUCUCCUUCACGGGAGUGGGAAGGAAACACUGGGCUAAGACAGGAGAGCUGAAGCAGGUAACUGAGACUACAAAGCAGGAGUUUAGUGAAAACAUUCCAGAGACCAAGGCAGAGGUAGGGUCGGAUAUUGCUGGAGGUAAGAAAGUGUCCCCUCACCAACUCAGCAGGCUAAGAACUCCCUGCCCAACACUGAAGACGUUGGUCCCAGACAGAUUGUCCAUUUGUUACUUGAACUCACUAGGAACAGAGCCUCAAACACCAUUCAGUUAAAUCAUGGCUGCUUGUAAACUAACAGUAAUAAUAAUGGAUAGCUCACAGUCUCCAAACUAGCUCUGCAGUACACAGAACCCUCAUUAGCAUCAAUCUGUUUUCCCAGUUUUAGGUUGACCUGCUGCCUCUAUUUGUUUUAGGCAGACGAGUUGCAAGUUUCUACUGCUUUCUGUGUGAAAAGGAGCUUCCUUACUGGGCUGACUCCUGUCCUAAGUCUGAAGUGCUUGAUUUCUGAUAAGCAAAUGUUUUGAUACAACACAUCCCCAGUAACGCUCUGAUUAUGUCCCCUGGCAGAUUAAAAGCACGUCACCCUGAGCUCAUUGUUAGGUCACGGCCAUUUGACGGCUGCUGUUUAAGCAGUGACAGUGAAGAGCAGGAGAAAGAGGGACGACCAGCAAUGCAGCAGAGAACAAUUACAGACAUCUGAGAAACGGCAGCAAGGAAAAAUUGUGCUUAGUCCAUCAGACCGUAAAACAUAGGUGCAGAUUAGGCCAUUCAACCCAUCGAGUAUGUUUUAGCAAUCGAAGAUAUCUGAUUUAUUUUCCCUCUCAACUCCAUUCUCUUACCUUCUCCCUGUAACCUCUAACCUAUUCAAGAACCUAUUUACCUCCGCCUUAAAUAUACCCAGUGACUUGAUAUCCACAGUUGUCUGUAACACUGAAUUCCACACAUCCACCACCCUCUAACUAAAGAAAUUCCUCCUCACCUCUGCUCUAAAGAGAUGUCCCAUUCUGAAGCCAUGCCUUCUGGUCCUAGACUCUCCCACGACACUGGACAGCAAAGAUUUUGCUUCCUGAAUGCUUUUGAGUGUAUCUUACAGAUUUUGGGCCACUGAUCAUGAAAAUCACCAUGAAAUCACACACCCUUUUUGUUAAAUUCCCUAUAUUUGUUAUUUUAGUUCCUAAUUCAAGUCAAAUUAAAUGCUGCUCACAACGUAAACUGAAAAGUUUUCUAUGUUGUCCGGGCAUGCUUAGGCAGGGAGGAUGUUAUAAAAGCAUCUCACACACACACACCGCUCUAUGCAUUGCGCUUACAUGUAUAUUGAUUUGCAAGCUCUACAUACAAAGCAUAUUAUGUGUAGUCAUUAUAAUAAACUAAGUGUAUUUUCAGAAAUACUCAUGAUAGCAAAAUGUCUUGCCAGUGUUGCAACAGCCACGAUAUUUCCUGUUAUAUUUGUGGCGAGUAUAUGCUUAAAUGUCAAAGAUGGAGCAUGACUAGUCUUAAGAAAGCCUAUGAGCUUUAUUUGGGUGUAUGACCUGUUACGUACCCCGUAACUGGGUUGCCAAACCAGCAGAAAUGGAUCACUCAGUUGGAGUCUGGAUUACUAGAACUAAGAAAGUUUUAUUAAAGAAACAAGCAACACAGUACUCUAAUCGAAAGGAUAAUAAAUGCAACAGUUCAGCAAUGAUAAACACCCAUGUACACAGAAUUAAGAUAACAGGAUCAACCAAGCUCUAUCGUUGUCUAGGGGUAAAUGACCAAUUUCAAAGUGACACAAAGUCCAGUUCAAUUUAGUUCAGUUCGCAGUAAUCGUUGCCAUGGCAAUGGACAAUGUGGGGGGAAGGAGAGAGAGAACGGGAACGACUGAUCAUUCAGAACGGCUUCCACUCACAGACCUGCGAUAUUGCUCACAAGCAGCUUUCGGGCCUGUCCUCUGUGAUGUCACCUGGGGUCACCGACUGUGACCCCUCCUCCAGAUGCGGUCGAUCCUCUGCAGUGAACCCGGCACCCAAGCAAGGGCGGACACACACCGGGUUCCCGCUGAUCGUACCUUUCCACCCUGUACGUCUAAGGCUGAUCCCGCGAUCAGCUGUCUAAGAGCUUCCCACCGACUUGUGAGAGGUGCACCACUUCCAGGGUCUCGUUACCUCGGGGUGUCGUGUGUGUCCUGCCUUAGCGAACCUGUCCCUUUUUAUCCCCCUGCUGGGGUAUAGCCUGUCCAUCACUUCAAACAGUUCAGGGUUCAAAGGGGGAGCCGCUCUAGACAGCUCUCUCUCCCGUCCCUUCAUUACACAUCUCCAGGUCGCCUGUCCAGCACUUCAAACAGUUCAGGGUUCAAAGGGGGAGCCGAUCUUGAUAAUACCCAGACUGAUGGCUCCUUCAUUAACAUCUCCAAAUGCUGCUUCAUUGUGUUCCUUAUCUCUCCCUCCCCUGAGGACAGGUGGCAGACCAACUGCUGAUGCCACUGGUGCUAUCCCAGGCCAGCAAACAUCUUAAUUUAUGUGUAUUCUCAUCACAGACCAUACACUUCCCUACACUCUAUUCCCUUUGCCACUUCUUGGCCAAUUCUCCUAAUCAGAUCAAAUCCUUCUGCAGACUCUCUGUUUCCUCAACGCUACCUGCCUCUCCAAACUUGGCUACAAAGCCAUCAAUUUCAGCAUCCAGAUUAUCAGCAUAUAACGUCAAAAGAAGUGGUCCCAGACCAACCUUUGUGGAGCACCAUUAUUUACCAGCGGCCAACCAGAAUAGGCCCCUCUAUUCUCACUCUACCUUCUGCUGGUCAGCCAACUUUCUGCCCAUGCUAGUAACUUCCCUGUAAUACGAUGGACUCUUACCUUGGUUAGCAACCUCAUGCAUUAUCAAAGUUCACAGGCGGCUGACUGAACAAUGGAAAAUGCUCAUGUACAUAAGGUCACUCUGCACUUUGUUACGAUGUUAUCAGAAAGUCCCAAAACAAUUCAAGGUCAUGCUGAUUGAAGUAUUUGUGUUAGCUGUAGAUUGGCAAUUUGAAUUCCUUAAUUACAAGGUUAUUUACACUUCCAGAGAGUUAUUUCUAAACAUAGAAACAUAGAAAAUAGGUGCAGGAGUAGGCCAUUCGGCCCUUCGAGCCUGCACCGCCAUUUAUUAUGAUCAUGGCUGAUCAUCCAACUCAGAACCCCGCCCCAGCCUUCCCUCCAUACCCCCUGACCCCUGUAGCCACAAGGGCCAUAUCUAACUCCCUCUUAAACAUAGCCAAUGAACUGGCCUCAACAGUUUCCUGUGGCAGAGAAUUCCACAGAUUCACCACUCUCAGAAACUCUUUCAGGUGUAGCACUUGAAAUUCUGUGAUUAUCCGGAUCUGGUCUUUGCCUGUUAACAGUGAGGUUGAUUAUUAGCUUAAGCUUUUUGCUCUGAAACUUAAUAGGUUUCCUUCAAAAGGUAACCGGAACCAUUCACUGACCCGAGAAUUGCUUCUGGAAAUGAAGCAGCAGAUAAUCUGCUCCAUGUUGCCUGGCCAAUGAAUCUACUUUGGUGCUGCUAAUCAGGUGGGGGGGGGGCGGGUGAAUGCUAACAUAGAACUCCCUACUUCUGGUUAUGCAUUACAGGGCGGUCUGUCUCUCUACCAGAGAAAGAUGACAGCAACCAAGUGGUGGACAAUAUGCCCAGUGAGAAGCCUUGUAGAAAUGGUAGAGAUGUAUGAGAAUACCUAGGAAAGGAGCCCAGGUUAUAUGGAGCUGAGCUUGCUCUCCAUAGAGCAAAAAAGGUUCAAGAGAGAUUUAAUGGAGAACAGAAUACUUGUGGAUCUACGUUUAGAGAGAAAAUGUUUGCAGAAAAGAGCAAUGGAGUUGGUCUUUUCCCUCUGUGAUCAGCUUCUUGGCACAUCUCUCCCCAGACUCUGCCUGUCUGCAUCGUGCUGUUGUCAUCUGCAUACCAUACCAGUUCAGUGCCUCUGCCCCAGCCUAAGUUCACCUGAGAUAUGAGAAUGACUGUGGGUGUUGUGUGGAAAAUACAGAAGCCUAGUCUAAUCCAUGAAUCUUCAUUCUUAUGAGAAGCUGGCUGGAUGGAGAUGAGAAGGAGAAAAUGCUGGGAGUACUUAGCAAGAUGGGCAGCAGCUGUGGAGAAAGAAUCUAGAUGAAUGAUAACACUGGACAGCCGCAGGCGAAGACCAGUUAGCCCAUUCACUGCUAUGCAAUUUGCCAAGAUCAUAGCUGUCACUUUCCCUCAGUUCCAUUUUCUUGCAUAGUCCCCACGUUCUUAAUAUCCAGAAAUCUAUCCAGCUCUGUUUUAAAUGAGUUAAAUGACUGAGUCUCUACAUUCCUAAAGGGUAGAGAAUUCCAAAAUUACACUGACUUUUUGUGGUACAAAGAAAGAGCAGCAAGAAAUCUCAUAGAACAUCGCCACAUAUGAGAAACUUUACAAAUUAUUCUGCAUAUGCUCUGUUCUUCCAUUUGCCAAUAUUUCCCUGAAGCCUCCUCCCUACAUCUUCCUUCCUGUCUGGUUUUGUUUCAUCAGCUAACCUUCAAAUAUAAUGUUUGGUCUCCACAGGCAAGAUGUUAUUCUGAAACGUCACUUCUCCCCUUAGGGUGGGGCGAUAUUGGUCUGGUUCUGCUCUUGUCUGUCUGCUUAUAGCCAGAGCAUCACAGCCAAUGGCAUCUCCUCCAAUGCCUGCACAUUCAUCUGUUGGGCUGACUGCAACUCUGACUCCAGUUUUACCAUUUCAUCCGUAGUGUGUGCACAACACCUACCUCUGGCUCACCGUCACCCCCCUCAACUCUUCCAUUCCGAUAUCUAUCUCUGUGUGAUUGGAAAUUCCUUCCAACUGAAAUAAAUGAAUGGAAAUACUGCAAAUACUCAGCAUCAUCAAAAAGACUUGAUCCUUCCAUGGCUACAACCCAGGCUCUUUUCAGUUAGUGGUGGAGAGGAGGUCACUAAACAAACUGUUAUCCAUUAUGGUCAAUCAGGCUCAUCCUCUCCAUGACCUACUGAAUAAGCAGUGGAGCACCCUUUCGAACAGGCUCAUUCAGCUCCACUGUCACAAGGAUCGUUACAGAAAAUCUUUCCUACCAAACGCAAUAAGCAUAUACAACAGGUCAUCUCUGUGUGACAGGAGAGCACACAUCAUAGUACAAUAGUCUCAGUUUUAUUAUUGCAUGUUGGUAAAUUAUUAUUGUGUAUGUUAUUAUUCUGUACAUUAUUAUUAGUUAACUCUGCACACUGCAAAGUGUGUUUUUAAAUGUUGCUGCUGUAACAAAAGAAUUUCCCACUCGGGAUCAAUAAAGUACUUCUUCUUCCUCCUC
Molecule: messenger RNA, 7258 nt
Organism: Mobula hypostoma (lesser devil ray)
Lineage: Eukaryota; Metazoa; Chordata; Chondrichthyes; Myliobatiformes; Myliobatidae
Gene: serhl
Product: serine hydrolase like
Exons: 13
Coding region: 118-1092 (324 amino acids)
Source: RefSeq, a predicted model, not a curated record